Messenger RNA from Fusarium oxysporum Fo47, 1760 nucleotides. RefSeq names its product FAD-linked oxidase-like protein. The record is from RefSeq and is a predicted model, not a curated record. Gene Ontology annotation, biological process: lactate catabolic process. Gene Ontology annotation, cellular component: mitochondrion. Gene Ontology annotation, molecular function: D-lactate dehydrogenase (cytochrome) activity; D-lactate dehydrogenase (NAD+) activity; FAD binding. The coding region runs from base 1 to 1758 and encodes 585 amino acids. NCBI's taxonomy places the organism in Eukaryota, Fungi, Ascomycota, Sordariomycetes, Hypocreales, Nectriaceae. The transcript has 5 exons.
AUGUUUACCAGCAGGACUUCGACAAGAACUCUAUUGGGCCGUUGUGCCCAAAGAACGGAAUUUCGACGAAGUCUUACAGCCUCCUCUGGCCUUCGUUCUCGUGUUGCCCAUGACUCUGGUCAGAGAAAACCAAGGAAUAACCCGGGAUGGUCGCGACCAAAGGUUUUGGCAGUAGCCAUUGGAGCUGGAGCUCUUGGAUGGGGGCUUGCCAGCUUGAACGAAAUUAAAGGCACUGGAAAUUCUACAUGGGGUCGAUCGGUUGCGCCUCAUUAUGCUACGUUGCCCGAGAUGGAGAAGGCGAUCAAGCGAAUCGAGAACGAGGUUGGAAUAGAAGGCUUUAUUUCGACGGACCCCGAGGAUCUACUAGCACACGGCUACUCAGAAUGGUCUACGGUCAACCCUGAUACUUUGCCAGUAGCUGUGGCAUAUCCUAGAACAACUGAGCAAGUGUCCGUGAUAGCUCGCAUAUGUCAUGAGCAUCGCGUUCCUAUCAUUCCCUAUUCCGGAGGCUCAAGCUUGGAAGGCAAUUUUUCUGCCCCUUAUGGAGGAAUCAGUGUGGAUUUUGCGUAUAUGGACCAGAUCAUUCAGUUUAACAAAGAUGAUAUGGAUAUUGUGGUCCAGCCCAGUAUUGGCUGGCAAGAUCUAAACGCAAAGUUGUUGGCUAUGGAUAGUGGUCUUUUCUUUCCUGUCGAUCCUGGCCCAUCAGCGAAGAUAGGAGGUAUGAUCGGAACGAAUUGCUCUGGAACAAAUGCUGUAAGAUAUGGUACAAUGAAGGAUUGGGUCAUUAACUUGACCGUUGUCCUGUCCGACGGGCGUAUUAUCAAAACGAGACGAAGGCCGCGAAAGUCAUCUGCUGGAUAUAACCUGAACGGGCUGUUUGUUGGCUCCGAAGGCACACUAGGGAUUGUCACGGAAGCUACACUCAAGUUGGCUGUCAUUCCAGAGCAGUAUUCGGUUGCUGUUGUUACAUUUCCCACCAUUCGAGAUGCCGCCGAUGCGGCAGCUGGCGUCAUGCAGGCCGGCGUUCCCGUCGCGGCGAUGGAGAUCAUGGAUGAAGUUCAAAUGAGAGUCAUCAACCUCGGUGGUGCUACGAAACCGCGGGUCUGGAAGGAAUUGCCAACAUUGUUUUUCAAGUUCUCAGGUACAAAAGACGGCGUGAAAGACAACAUCAAUAGGGUAAAAAAGAUUGCUGCGGCAAACAAGGGUGGAAGUUUCGAGUUUGCUCGGGAUGCUGCUGAGCAACAAUUGCUCUGGUCUGCCAGGAAAGAAUCCCUUUGGUCCAUGCUCUCACUCCGAAAAAAUGGUGACGAUGUUUGGAGCACCGAUGUAGCUGUUCCGUUCAGCCGGCUAGCUGACAUCAUAGAGGUCAGCAAGAAAGAGAUGGAUGAGCUUGGCCUCUUCGCCAGCAUCUUGGGACAUGUGGGAGACGGAAAUUUUCAUGAAAGUAUCAUGUAUAACAAGAACGUCCCUGGUGAGCGCCAAAAAGUCGAAGCUUGCGUUAAGAACAUGGUGAAGCGAGCGCUCGACAUGGAUGGUACAUGUACAGGAGAGCAUUCCAUCGGCUGGGGCAAAAAGGAGAGUCUACUCUGGGAAGUUGGACCAGAGACUCUGGAAGUUAUGGUAGCUGUGAAGAAGGCUUUCGACCCUGAAUGGAUCUUGAAUCCUGGAAAGAUCAUGGAUGUGCCUUGGGAGAACACUCUAUAUCCUGGGUCAAAUACCGCGGUGACACCAAACCGUGUGGUGAAAGACUUGGUCUAAGA